GGUCGUCUUUCUCAGUGUCAGGGCGAAGUAACUCUACAACAAGUUAUUAAAAUUUGCACUCUCCAUUCAUAGAAAGUUCAUGUAGGCGUAAUCAUCAGAUUUCGGGUGCAACAUUUCCUGUAAUAGGUUUUCAUAUGUUUGUUUUUCAUUUUACACCAUUCACCGGGCCAGCGUCUUUUUUCUCUUUCUCUCGUUCUGUAUUUUAGAUACCGGAACAGUGCCCGAGUCAACGCCCGAAAUGCUUUAUCUGCAUGUUUUUGCCCUUCCAACUAGCCUCACAGUACCGCAUACAUGAACAGCGUCUGCUUCGAACGUGAAUAAGUUGACAAACUUUGUUGAUACGUUUACGAGCUUAAGUGACAAAUCUAAGGGUUGAUAAGGCCAAAUUUGACAAACAAGUUUGAUCGUUUACGACGGUCUUACCAGGCUGAAUAUUUGCUGUUCGUAAGAAAUGGGCUGUUGUUUCAGUCGGGACUCCAGCAAUGAGGAAGUCACCAUACCUCAUAGACCACAGGCCACCAACAGUUUUCAACCAUAUGCAGCCACGAACUAUGAUAUAACUGUGUCACUACCCUCUGUACGAGCAAACAGCAGCGGUUUCCACCAUGCACCAACUUCCAUAAACAAUUCUAGACUGGCAAGAUCACAGCAGACCAAUCAAGAACCCAUUAGACCUAAGAGACCAAAAACAUACUUUGAGGGAAACAACCAGUUUCAACCCUCUGUAACCAGUACCAACAAUAUAACUGUAUCACCAUCUUUACAAGCACAUAACAGCAAUUCCUACUAUGCACCAACUUCCACAAGACAUUCUAGAGUGACAAAUACACAGUGCAUUGUUAGUAGAGGUUACCCAAGUCAUUCUCUAAUCAGAACUGUUGAAUCUAGAUUACACAAAUCAGUCUUGAAAUUAACUAUUGGGUGGGAUCAUAUGAAUGCUAGCUCAGAGUUUGAGCUGCAGUUGUUGCUCUCUGACACUACUGAAUAUAAGGAAAUAUUGUGGUUAUUCAAGAAGACCACACAGAAGCAGUUCAUGGUUGAGAAAAUUUAUAGGGUCCAGAAUCCUUAUUUGUUGGGGUGCUACUUGCUCAAGAAAGAAGAAAUACAAUCAAGAUAUGGUUCUGUUGCUGAGGAGUAUUUAUUUCAUGGUACCAAAGAGGAAAACAAAGACAACAUUUGCAGAAAUAAUUUUGACUGGAGGAAACAUGGCAAAUCGGUAGGCAACAUAUUUGGACAAGGUGUUUCAUUUACUCCUAUUUCUUGCUAUGCUAGUCAUUAUUCAGACAGCUGCAACACACAACGAAUGAUGAUAGUGUCAAAGGUUCUAAUUGCAAAGGAAACUGUUGGUAAUAAGUAUAUGAAAAUACCACCUGAAUUUGAUUAUAUGCAGUGUCUUAGAUAUGACACUGCUACUAAAGAAAAUCGCCAUGUUAUUGUGAAAUUCUCUGACAACGAGUUCUAUCCUACAUAUGUUAUAUAUUAUACAGGACAGUAUGAGAAAAAGGAACAGAAGCCAAUAAGAUUUUAAUUUGUCAUACAUUUUUGUGUAAGGAACAAUAUUUCUCA
Messenger RNA from Schistocerca nitens (vagrant locust), 1566 nucleotides. Its product is annotated as protein mono-ADP-ribosyltransferase PARP11-like. Lineage: Eukaryota; Metazoa; Arthropoda; Insecta; Orthoptera; Acrididae. The record is from RefSeq and is a predicted model, not a curated record. Gene Ontology annotation, molecular function: NAD+ poly-ADP-ribosyltransferase activity. Bases 452 to 1528 code for a protein of 358 amino acids. The transcript has 2 exons.